AUGCCGGAGUACGAAUGCCUUCCGCCACCGGAUCCGAAUGCGGAUCCCGCCCGCUCCUCGCAGGCGGCAGGUGAUGGCGAGAGCGUGCGGACUCAGCCGCCGCCGCGACAGCAAUGGUUGAGCUCCUUGUGGCCCUUCUCUCGAGAGAGCCGGGCAAGUGAGACACAGGCUCAGCGGGGCGCCAUGCUCGGCCUCCGUCAGGGAGAUCUCCGGUGGAUGCCCGACGAGAAGUGCACGAAGUGCUUCGCCUGUGGCGAGCCUUUCAGUGCAUGGAGAAGACGCCACCACUGCAGGUUAUGCGGCCAAAUCUUUUGUUACAGCUGCUCCAACAACUUCAUUCCUGGCAAGCUCGUCGGACGUCCGACGGAGGGCAAGUCCCGACUUUGCGAGUCCUGCUUGGAGUUCUGCGACGAAAGCUUGAUCAUCCAGCGAAGUAGCGCUGCUUCGGCUGGCCUCGUUGCAGGCAUGCAGCUGUUCCGGCGUGAGAACCGUGCAUCCACAGAGGAUGAGGACACGGUCGAGCAGGAGGACGCGGACGAUCAGCCCUCUGUGUCAGAAGAGGACAUGCCGCAAAUGUCCGAGAACCUUGAAAGCCUUAGCUACAACGUCUACAAUCCGGACGCUGAGGUCACAGCACGGGGCGUGUGGUACUGGGGGGACGAGCCCAACUCCCGCGGGCAGAGGCCGCCUGCCAAUCACCGGGCAGAGGUUGGCUUACCGGAAGAGUCCAUCGAGCAUCUGAACCAGUCCUGGGAAGGACUCGAUCCUGAGGAUCUCGAAGGCCUUGCUGCUGGCCAGCGCGACGCCCAAGUCACAGAGUGGCGAAACAUGGCCGAGGCCAACUUCCGCCACUUCGUGACGUCCGUUCGCGAGUACUGUCUGGAGGCAGGGGAGGGCCUCGAGGAUCAGGAGCACAUGCUCACGAUUUGCAAGCUGGCACAGCAGGUGGUGAAGCAGCUUCGACUGGGUCCUGCGGACAGCAUGGACAUCCUGAAUUACUUGAAAAUCAAGAAGAUUCCAGGCGGACAUAUCCGAGACUCGAGGUGCCACGAUGGUGUGGUUUUCUCCGGGGACGUCGUGCACCAGAAGAUGAGUACAGAUAUUGCAGACUGCCCGCUGACCCUCAUACAGCUGCCCUUGACCUUUGACUACUUCAACAUGAAGACGGACCUCGAUGCCCUCCGUGAGCAGGAGCGGAUUUACCUGGACCUGAAGGUGGAGAAGAUUGUGAAAGAUGUGCAGCCGGAGAGCCCGAAGCUCCUGCUUUGUCAAGCCGUGGUGUCCCAGCUCGCGCAGGAGAAGCUGCGUUUGCAAGGCAUUGCUGUGAUCAUCGGCGUGCCCGAAAAAAUUCUGUGA
Symbiodinium sp. CCMP2592 is the source of this 1356-nucleotide messenger RNA. The record is from the annotation of a GenBank genome assembly. Lineage: Eukaryota; Dinophyceae; Suessiales; Symbiodiniaceae.